Messenger RNA from Caenorhabditis remanei, 636 nucleotides. RefSeq lists its product as uncharacterized. The record is from RefSeq and is a predicted model, not a curated record. The transcript is spliced from 4 exons. The coding region runs from base 1 to 636 and encodes 211 amino acids. Gene Ontology annotation, molecular function: GTPase activity; GTP binding. Gene Ontology annotation, cellular component: recycling endosome. Lineage: Eukaryota; Metazoa; Nematoda; Chromadorea; Rhabditida; Rhabditidae. Gene Ontology annotation, biological process: exocytosis.
AUGGGCUCUCGUGACGACGAAUACGACUACUUGUUCAAAGUUGUUCUGAUCGGAGACUCUGGUGUCGGAAAGUCAAAUCUUCUGUCCCGAUUCACAAGAAACGAGUUCAACUUGGAAUCCAAGUCAACGAUCGGAGUCGAGUUCGCCACGAGAAGCAUUUCGGUGGAAGGCAAGACGGUCAAAGCUCAAAUUUGGGAUACUGCUGGACAGGAACGUUAUCGUGCCAUCACAUCGGCUUACUAUCGUGGAGCUGUUGGAGCUCUUCUCGUUUACGACAUCGCGAAACAUGUGACAUACGAGAAUGUGGAACGGUGGUUGAAAGAACUUCGUGAUCACGCUGAUCAAAAUAUUGUCAUUAUGCUGGUUGGAAACAAAAGUGAUUUGCGCCAUUUGCGUGCUGUUCCUACUGAUGAAGCGAAAAUAUACGCUGAAAGAAACCAACUUUCGUUUAUUGAGACAUCUGCCCUCGACAGCACCAACGUUGAAGCAGCUUUCACAAACAUCCUGACUGAAAUCUAUAAGUCGGUGUCGAAUAAGCAUGUUGGAACAGAUCGACAAGGAUACGGUGGUGGUAGUGGGACUAUUAUUCCAGCUCCACCAACUGAACCGCCGAAGAAGCAGUGUUGCAACUCAUAA